AUGCAGAAUGGGAGAAGGUCGCCUCCCAGUCGGACCCCGGGGCCCAGCUCGGUGCCGAAUGACCUGGAUGGGCAGCUCUUGGUCGCGACUUCGGGCUGUACCUGCGGAUCGGCUCAUCAGUUGGAGGAGGAGUGCCAACGAUUAGCUGCGCAAAGCUACGGCCUCGCGACGCGCCUGGACUCAGUGGUGGCCCGCGAGGAAGAGAUGGACCAGAGCCUAGAAGGUCUAGAUUUAGACAUCGAGCGAAUGGAGAUCGCUGAGGAAGAGCUGCGAUGGUCCAGGGAUGAUACAGAAGCUGCGUGUGCGGAAGCGGAGGCGUUGCUGCAAGCCGCUGCAGCCAAAGCGAAGGCCCUUGGAGCUGCGCAAGAGAAGCUCGAAGAGCAAGCUGCGACACUCAAGCACUUGGAGAUGGAGGUGGAGGGAAAAGAGCGUGAUUUGGCACAAGAUGAAUCGGACUUGUUUGAGGCAAGAAACCGGAUUGACGAUCAAGUCGAGCGCAUGCGACGUGAGUUUGACCAGAUCGAAAAGGAGACGCAGCUCCUACAUCUGGAGUUUGAGGAAGCUGUACAACAGCUCGACGAAGUGGAACGGGAAGAGUGGGCCUUGCAUGAGGACAAACGUCUUCUUGGGGAGAUUGAGGCCCAGGUGGAGCCUGUGCGACGUCGUCUGGUUGAGCGAGAAAGACGCCUUCACUUUGAGGAAGAAGAAUUGAAGGCUCAGGAGGCGGAUUGUGAAGAGAAGGAGGCCCAGUUUUUGCCGGCAUACCAACAAGCACAGCAAGCCGUCUUGGCUGUCCGCCAACGUCAGCAGGACAUAGACAAGAGGAUAGAAGAAAGCUGCCAGCAGCAGCGCCGGCUGCUGCAGCAAUUCCAGGAUUUGGGUGAAAUCGACGGAGGCUUGCAACUCGAUGGUGCAGCACUGCAAAGUAACACGACGACCUCUGCUGAAGGACAUACUGCAGACAUUGACUGGGCACACUCCCUUCGACAACAGCAGACAUACUUGCGGCAGAUGGAGGUAGAUCUUCUGCAGUUGAAGGAGCAACCCAAUGCCGGCAACCAGCAGAACGCGGGUAUAUCGUGA
Messenger RNA from Symbiodinium necroappetens, 1083 nucleotides. The record is from the annotation of a GenBank genome assembly. NCBI's taxonomy places the organism in Eukaryota, Dinophyceae, Suessiales, Symbiodiniaceae.